AUGACCGGCCCGCUCGACCUAACAGCUCCUGACCUCUCUGACCUCUCUGACCUCUCUGACCUCUCUGACCUCUCUGACCUCUCUGACCUCUUCGAUCGUUAUCCCGACAUCAAAUUUGAUGCAGCAGAGGCAUUCAUAUCCGCAUACGAAAUCAACGAACACAUCUCUUCGCCGUGCUCAAGUGCCACAAACUACCAAGAGACGCCGACUUCGAAGAAUGCAAACUCUACGGCUCAUACCACUCCACUUCGGCCAAGCCCUGGUUGCGGUGAAGAGUCAGUUCUACCAGCCUUGGAGCUGUUUCUCGAAGGAAUUCAGAAUGCCGAGCUUCCACUAAGUUCCAAAGAGGGAUUUGAGAACCUGGCAAGAGAAAUGACGAUGCUCGGAUCGCUGUUGUUUCCUGGGAAUGGCAAUUACUGCGAGGGCUACGUCGCCUCGAACCAGCCAGAGAUAUUAAGCAGGAUUAGGUCAGUUUUGACGCAGGUUCGACGAGCCAAUAACAAGGUGUCCGACGAGAUCGACAACAUUGGAUUUGUCAAAGCCCGUGCACCAUUCAGCAUUGUACCCGAGAGGCAAGAUCUGUGGUGCAAUUAUCGACAAAGAGCAAAGCUGAUCGCGCAGUGA
Cladophialophora yegresii CBS 114405 is the source of this 624-nucleotide messenger RNA. RefSeq lists its product as uncharacterized. The transcript has a single exon. The record is from RefSeq and is a predicted model, not a curated record. NCBI's taxonomy places the organism in Eukaryota, Fungi, Ascomycota, Eurotiomycetes, Chaetothyriales, Herpotrichiellaceae. Bases 1 to 624 code for a protein of 207 amino acids.